Saccoglossus kowalevskii is the source of this 2478-nucleotide messenger RNA. Its product is annotated as protein O-mannosyl-transferase TMTC2-like. The record is from RefSeq and is a predicted model, not a curated record. Lineage: Eukaryota; Metazoa; Hemichordata; Enteropneusta; Harrimaniidae. Gene Ontology annotation, cellular component: endoplasmic reticulum membrane. Gene Ontology annotation, biological process: protein O-linked glycosylation via mannose. Gene Ontology annotation, molecular function: mannosyltransferase activity; protein binding.
AUGUUUCUACCUCUGGCUUGUGCGUUUGUCGGAUCGGCCGUGUAUUUGAACACGUUGUCGGCCGACUUCGCAUACGAUGAUAGUCGUGCAAUUCAAAAGAACCAAGAUCUGUUGCCGGAGACACCAUGGCAGAACAUCUUUAUGGAUGACUUUUGGGGAACACCGCUUACACACAGCGGGAGUCACAAAUCUUAUCGUCCUCUGUGUGUUUUAUCAUUCCGACUCAACUACCUACAAGGGGAACUCAAUCCAUUCUGGUUUCACCUCACCAAUGUCAUCAUGCAUGGUGUUGUUGUUGCGCUAUUUACUUCACUGUCUCAGUUUUUACUAAAAUCUAAAAAACAAGGUUUUCUGUGUGGACUCAUGUUCGCGACUCAUCCAAUUCAUACUGAAGCUGUUGCAGGGAUUGUUGGAAGAGCAGAAAUUGGUGCUGCAAUGUUCUUUCUUUUAUCCUUCCUGAUGUAUAUCAAGUAUUGCCAAAGUAGAGAUGCCGCUUGGCUGCAGGUACACGAUCCCAUUAGCCGGCGACACUUCACAGCGACUGCAUGGCGUAACUUAGUGUUAAGUUUAGUGUGUGCAGCAUGUAGUAUGCUAUGGAAAGAACAGGGAAUCACUGUACUGGCUGUCAAUGUUGUAUAUGAUAUUUUAGUUUGGAAUAAAAUUCCUCCACUCAAUAUUUUCCAAGUCUUUUACAAGGUAAAACACCGUUCUCUUUUUCUUGGUCUAUUAUGUUCAGCUUUAUGGGGUAUUGUUGUCCUGACAACCAGAGUCUCUAUUAUGGGGAGUAGCCCUCCGGAGUUUGCACCAGCGGAUAAUCCAGCAUCCAAUCACAGCAGUGUACUAACAAGGUCAUUGACCUUUAACUUUCUGCCCGCUUUUAAUCUCUGGCUGCUGCUCAACCCAUAUCUACUGAGUUUUGAUUGGUCGAUGGAAGCCAUUCCUUUGAUAGAAAAUGUACAAGAUUUUCGUAACCUUGCAACAGUGCUGAUGUUCAUCAGUUUAGUAGUUUUCACUUGGUAUUGUUUACGUCAAAUGCAUAGAAACGCUGACUUCCAAAAAUUGACAAAGCACUCCAAUGGAAGUGUAGACCUCGCGCAUUAUGAUUAUCGGUAUAAAACAUGCGAACAGUUUAAAAGCGUACAUGUGGCGAUUGUUGCAUUGUCAAUUUUGGUUUUACCGUUCAUACCAGCAACAAAUAUAUUCUUCUACGUUGGAUUUGUUGUCGCCGAACGCAUCUUGUACAUUCCGAGCAUGGGUUAUACGUUGCUUGUUUCGCUUGGAAUAUGCGUCAUACACAACAAUAUAAAGAAAUCACAUCACAAGUAUUUACAUGUGUCGAUAUCAGUGUUAUUAGUGUUGUUCAGUGUACGUACAGUACUGAGAAACCAAGACUGGCAAACUGAGGAAUCGUUGUACAGAAGUGGCAUUAAAAUCAACCCACCAAAAGCGUGGGGCAAUCUUGCUAAUAUUCUGAAAUCACAGGGUAACAUAGAAGAAGCUGAAACAGCUUACAGAAAAGCUUUAGAGUAUCGUUCUAAUAUGGCGGAUGUGCACUAUAAUUUGGGUGUUUUACUUCAAGAAAUCGACCGAUUUGAAGAAGCCAUUGUGUGUUAUCACAAUGCUAUAAGAUAUAGACCUCGACUUGCAAUGGCUCACUUGAAUCUUGGUCUCACGUUGGUUGCGGUUGGUCGUGAUGAUGAUGCAGAAAGAGUGUAUCUUCAUGCCGCGACUCUAGAUGAUACAGGUCUAAAGGAUCCUAAAACCCACAAUAAUGCUGUCAUCUCUGCUCUUUAUAAUCUGGGAAGACUUAAACAUGAUCAAAAAAAAUAUGAGGAAGCAGUUGAGGCAUUCAAGGAAUCGAUAAGACGACGACCAGAUUAUUACCCUCCGCAAAGUUUGUACAAUAUGUUGGGGGACUCAUUGUCAAAACUUGGUCAAUACAAGGAAGCGGAGAGUUGGUUUUUGAAAUCACUGUCAGUGAAGUCAGACCAUGUGCCUGCGUAUUUAACAUAUGCACAUCUUCUUGACAUAACAGGUAGACACACUGAAGCCACGGAUAUGUUGAACAAAGCUUUGGACUUGGAACCGGAAAAUGCUGGCGUUUAUCAACAUUACGGUCAACAUUUCGCUGAAAUUGCUAAGUUCAAAGAAGCUGCCGACAUGUAUCGUAAAGCCAUCAAAUUACGGCCGGAUGAUUUUGAAAUCAUGUUCAAUGGUGCAAAUGCUCACAGGCAGGCUGGUUUGAAUGCAGACGCAGAGAUGUAUUACUGGAAGGCUGUCAUGCUUAGUCCAGAGGAACCUAAUGCGUAUAUGAAUCUGGGUGCAAUGCUGCAUGUCAAUGGUAAACUACUAGAGGCAGAACUCCAGUACACUAGAGCACUUAAACUGAAACCAGACGACCAAAUGACAAAAGAUAACUUGAGAAAAGUUCGUACAAUGAUAAAUAGAAGCAAACAAAAAAACAACAGUGGAAAUUAG